This is a messenger RNA of Pseudopipra pipra, 1824 nucleotides long. Its product is annotated as zinc finger protein 501-like. NCBI's taxonomy places the organism in Eukaryota, Metazoa, Chordata, Aves, Passeriformes, Pipridae. The transcript is spliced from 3 exons. The record is from RefSeq and is a predicted model, not a curated record. The coding region runs from base 1 to 1392 and encodes 463 amino acids.
AUGGAGGAGGAGGCUGCGAGGAAGAGGAAGAUGCCUUGGGCCCCCCAGGCAGCCGAGCUGAGGACGGAGAGCCCGGAGGACAAAUCCCCCCGUGAGACCCUGGUGGGAGAGGCCGUUUUGAAGGGCUCCACGGCGCAGGAAGGCAGCGGGGAGGAAAAGGGCCGGAGAUCCCCCCACAGGAGGGGCUCCAAAGCCAUCCCAGGGUGCUCUGAGGAGGAAAGAGCCAGCCUGUGCUGGGAAGGCAGCUGGAGCUUGAGCAGGAGCUCUGAGCUGGUGGUCCCUGAGCAGCCUCCCAGCAGGGAGAAGCCCUUCAGGUGCUUGGAAUGCGGGAAGAGCUUCAGGAGGAGCACUGCCCUCCUCACCCACCAUCACAUCCACACUGGGGAACGGCCCUAUACAUGUAGGGAAUGUGGGAAGAGCUUCAGUGACAGCUCCAGCCUCCGCACCCACCAGCGCAUCCACACUGGGGAACGGCCCUACACGUGUGGGGAAUGUGGGAAGAGGUUUCAGACCAGCUCCAGUCUCCUCCAGCACGAGCGGACACACACGGAUGAGAGGCCCUUCCGCUGCACCGACUGCGGGAAGGGCUUCAACCAGAACGGUAACCUCGUCGCACACCGGCGCAUCCACACAGGGGAGAGGCCCUACAAGUGUGGGGAGUGUGGAAAGAGCUUCACCCAGAGGUGUCACUUGACCAAACACCAACGGACCCACCACAUGGAGAAGCCCUUCAAGUGCUUGGAAUGUGGGAAGAGCUUCAGUUGGAGCUCUCACCUCCUCACCCACCAGCACAUCCACACUGGGGAACGGCCUUACCCGUGUGGGGAAUGUGGGAAGAGCUUCAGGACCAGCUCCAACCUGAUCCGACACAAGCGCAUCCACACUGGGGAACAGCCCUACACGUGUGGAGAAUGUGGGAAGAGCUUCAACCGGAGUUCCCACCUCUUCACCCACCAGCACAUCCACACUGGGGAACGGCCCUACACGUGUGGGGAAUGUGGGAAGGGGUUUCAGACCAGCUCAGAUCUCCUGAAGCACAAGGCAACACACACAGGGGAGUGGGCCUUCCACUGCACCUACUGCGGGAAGGGCUUCAACCGGAACUCCACCCUUGUCACCCACCGACACAUCCACACUGGAGAGAGGCCCUACAAGUGUGGGGAGUGUGGGAAGAGAUUUCAGACCAGCUCAAGUCUCCUCAGGCAUGAGCGGACGCACACGGAUGAGAGGCCCUUCCACUGCACCUACUGCGGGAAGGGCUUCAACCGGAACUCCCACCUUGUCAGGCACCGGCGCAUCCACACUGGGGAGAGGCCCUACAAGUGUGGGGAGUGUGGGAAGAGCUUUGCCCAGAGGUUUGGCUUGACCUACCACCUAAGGACCCACCAGUAAGGGAAGCCCUACCAGUGCCCCACGUGAAGGAAGAGCUUCGGCCGCUGCUUCCACCCCGAAUGAAGCCCCUGAUGGUUGAGGCAACCCCUGGAGUCCAGUGACUGUCAGUCCAUCCCUUUCGACCACAAAGGGCCAGUCCCCUUUCCCAGGGGCAGCUUCUUCCAACAGAACCCUUCUUGGGGGGUGUGUGGAGAUUCCUGCCUUGGCUGGGGACCCCCCAAGGUCACUUCUUGAGGCUGAGAGCAGAGAUCUCCCCACCAGCGUUGGUCUGGGGGAGUUCCAUCCAUCUCUAAUUAAGAAUUCUUGCUUUUGUGCCAGCUUGAGUAGAAUUUCUUCAACGAUUGCUUUAGUGUAGAGCACUGUCCUAUCUUAUCCUGUACUCCUGGUAGUUUUAGUGUUUGUAUUGUGCAGUAAAUAAUUCUGAUGAAGAUC